AUGGCUUCUUCGUCGACGCCCAUCACCCCUUUGCUCUACUCGUGCAUAGCGCACAACAACACGAUCCUCUCCGAAUGCACGACGUCGGCCUCGUCGCAGACCUCCUCCCUCGCCUCCCUCAUCCUUCCCAAGAUCGAGCACAGCAGCCCCCAGAAGCUGACCUACACCCACGGCUCCCACCACAUCCACUACAUCGCCGAGGCCCCCUCCGACCACCCGGACCACCCCUCCGCCGGCGGGCUCACCUUCCUCGUCAUCGCCGACGCCUCCCUCGGCCGCCGCAUCCCCUUCGGCUUCCUCUUCGAGAUCCGCCGCCGCUUCCUCGAGCAGUUCCCGGCCGACUCCACCGACUAUGCCGAGCUGCCCAACUACGGCGCCGCCAGCUACAACGGCCAGCUCAAGAAGUUCAUGGUCGACUACGGCACCACCUCGGGCGGCAAGGACGACGCCAUCUCCAACGUCCAGCGCGAGAUCGACGAUGUCAGGGGCAUCAUGACCCGCAACAUCGAGGGCCUGCUCGAGCGCGGCGAGCGCAUCGACCUGCUCGUCGACAAGACGGACCGCCUCGGCGGCAGCGCGCGCGAGUUCCGCGUGCGCAGCCGCGGCCUCAAGAGGAAGAUGUGGUGGAAGAACGUCAAGCUGAUGGCGCUGCUCGCACUGGUCGUCAUCCUCAUCGUCAUGGCGAUUGUCAUUGCGACAUACCCGUGCGCCACCGGACUCAUCCCCAUCCCGGGGCUCAGAACUAAUGGCGGCCGCCGCAGCUUCUCAGUGAAAAAGACGGGAUGCCUGACGGACGCGUUGUGCUGCGCUGGUGGCUGGAGAUGCAGCAGCGCUGGCGGAGGCAGCAGCCGCGAUAUCGUUGCGGUGUGGUUCGUCAUGGCUGGCGGCGUGGCAGAGUUCGACAUGCUCCGCAAAUCAUGUGUGUAA
This is a messenger RNA of Colletotrichum gloeosporioides, 927 nucleotides long. Its product is annotated as Vesicle-associated membrane protein. The record is from RefSeq and is a predicted model, not a curated record. Gene Ontology annotation, biological process: vesicle-mediated transport. NCBI's taxonomy places the organism in Eukaryota, Fungi, Ascomycota, Sordariomycetes, Glomerellales, Glomerellaceae. Bases 1 to 927 code for a protein of 308 amino acids. The transcript has 3 exons. Gene Ontology annotation, cellular component: membrane.